AUGGUUAAGCAGAGGAGGAGUGCAAGAAUUGAGUCGGAGAGGCCAGAGGUGGUGGAGGAUGCUUGGUCUCAACCUAAGGAGGGUACACCAAUGUUUAAGCGCUUCAAAGUCAAAGUCGGAACUAUUGAAUUGAACCUCUUCCACUCGGGAAAGCUGUGUUUGAUGAAAGAAUCAUCAAUGAAAACCGGCCGUAUUGCAGCAAAAUUCUUGAGCGUGGACGCCAAUUUUCAAUAUUCAAAAUCCAUGAGGGUCAGCCGGACAAGCUCACUUGAAUCCGGCAGCCAAGUCAGCUUCAACUUUGUCUUCUUAACAUUUCCUUCAAGAUUCAAAACACCCACCAACUGGGUGACAAUUCCAGUUUCGUCCUUCUUGAUAUCCUUCACAAUUGCAUUGCCCCAGUCCUUCAGAGUGACUUCCUCAUCCACUGAGAUCGAUACAGCAUCAGCAUAG
Molecule: messenger RNA, 450 nt
Organism: Striga asiatica
Lineage: Eukaryota; Viridiplantae; Streptophyta; Magnoliopsida; Lamiales; Orobanchaceae
Source: the annotation of a GenBank genome assembly